UGAUUAAUAAUAUAAGAAAAAUUACUUAUAAAUAUAGGACGGAAGAAAUUGAUUAAAAAGUGCAAAAUAAAUUAAAAGUAAAAAUAAAAGUACAAAAUAUUCUAUUUCUUAACAAUGUCUCAAAAACCUUUAGUCGUUGUUAGCGGAGCUACUGGUGCUCAGGGUGGAUCCGUUGUUAAUUCACUUCUUGCUACAGGACAUUACAAAAUUCGAGCAUUAACUCGUAACCCAAAUUCCGAUAAAGCAAAAGCAUUAAAAGCUAAAGGAGUUGAUGAAAUAGUUAAAUGUGAUUUCUCUUCUAACAAGGAGGAAAUUAUUAACGCUUUAAGCGGUGCUGAUAUUGCUUGGAUUGUUACUAAUUUCUGGGAUCCAACAAUCGUUGGUGCAAAACCUGAUGAAGAAGAAAGACAAGGUAAAUUGAUUGCCGAUGCCGCUAAAGAAGUAGGACUUAACUGGUUAAUCUACAGUUCUCUUCCUGACACUAUCAUUGAAUCUGACGGAAAAUAUCCCGAUAUUGUUCACUUUCAUGGUAAAAAUCGAGUGGAACGAUACAUCAGAUCAUUAGGAAUUCCAAAUACAACAUUUGUCUAUCUCAGUUACUACUACCAAAACAUAGGAGUUUUCUCACCUAUUAUCGAGAAGGAUAAUGAAGCUGUACUUGUUUUUCCUUAUAUAACAGAGAAUGAUACAAUUCCUAUGAUCGAUGUCGAUAGUGACACAGGUCCGAUUGUUGCAAAAAUUAUUGAGGAAGGGCCAGCUAAAUGGAACGGUAAAAAAGUUCCUGUUGCCGCCGAUAAUGUUUCUUUAAAAUAUGUGGUUGAUGUAUUAACCAAAGUUACGGGAAAAACUCAUAAAUUAAGAACUUUGACCGAUGAUGAUGUAAAAGAAUUUCCAGGCAUUGACAAUGAUGAAUUAAAACAAAUGCAUAAAUGGUUUUUAGAAUACGGACUAUUUGGAAAAGAUGAUGAAGUUAAAGAUAUUUCUAUAGCUAAGAAAUUACACCCAAAAAUUAGAUCCUUUGAGCAAUAUGCACUUGAAAAAUACUCAAAGGCUUAGGGUAGAAAUCAUUAUAUAUUGUUACUAUCUCUUGUAUUGUAUAUCUCUUGUAUUAUUCUUUCUUAAGAAAUCUAAAUAAAAUCAAUGAUCGAUAUAUUAUAAUAUCUC
Molecule: messenger RNA, 1164 nt
Organism: Rhizophagus irregularis DAOM 181602=DAOM 197198
Lineage: Eukaryota; Fungi; Glomeromycota; Glomeromycetes; Glomerales; Glomeraceae
Cellular component (GO): nucleus
Source: RefSeq, a predicted model, not a curated record